Messenger RNA from Mangifera indica (mango), 1354 nucleotides. Its product is annotated as quinone oxidoreductase PIG3-like. The record is from RefSeq and is a predicted model, not a curated record. Gene Ontology annotation, molecular function: oxidoreductase activity. The transcript has 6 exons. The coding region runs from base 92 to 1069 and encodes 325 amino acids. Lineage: Eukaryota; Viridiplantae; Streptophyta; Magnoliopsida; Sapindales; Anacardiaceae.
CGGCAUUUCGGUUAAGUACAAUACUGAACUACUUCGCUUGAUCACAUAAGCUAAUCAAUUGGAGAAGAAGGCGAAGACAGUGAAAGUCACAAUGAAGGCAAUAGUGAUAACAACACCAGGCGGUCCUGAAGUUCUUCAGCUGCAAGAAGUGGAAGACCCUUGCAUUAACGACGAUGAAGUUUUGGUCAAAGUCGAAGCCACCGCUCUGAACCGGGCCGAUACUCUUCAGCGAAAAGGCGCCUAUCCACCACCCAAAGGUGCCAGCCCAUAUCCAGGUCUCGAAUGUUCCGGCACUAUAGAGGCCGUCGGUAAAAACGUCUCCAGAUGGAAAGUUGGAGACCAGGUUUGUGCUCUACUUACUGGAGGAGGAUAUGCUGAGAAAGUUGCAGUUCCAGCUGGACAAGUUCUUCCUGUGCCCUCUGGUGUUUCACUCAAAGAUGCUGCUGCUUUUCCUGAGGUGGCAUGCACUGUUUGGUCCACUAUUUUUAUGACCAGUCACCUAUCACCUGGGGAGGCACUACUGGUUCAUGGGGGUUCUAGUGGAAUUGGUACAUUCGCAAUUCAGAUAGCUAAAAGCCAAGGAGUGAAAGUGUUUGUGACAGCAGGCAGUGAGGAUAAGUUAGCUUUUUGCAAGGGUCUUGGUGCUGAUGUGUGCAUCAAUUACAAGACAGAGGACUUUGUUGCUCGAGUGAAGGAUGAAACUGGUGGGAAAGGUGUUGAUGUAAUUUUAGAUAGUAUGGGAGCAUCCUACUUCCAGCGUAACUUGGAUAGCUUGAAUAUCGAUGGGAGGCUUUUUAUUAUUGGCACCCAAGGUGGUGCAAAAACCGAACUAGAUAUCCGUUCUUUGUUUGCAAAGCGCCUCACUGUGCAAGCGGCUGGCUUGCGAACCAGAACUUUAGAAAACAAAGCAGAAAUUGUCUCCGAGGUGGAGAAGAAUGUUUGGCCUCCAAUCAUGGCGGGCAAGGUGAAGCCUGUGAUCUACAAGUCAUUUCCAUUAUCUCAAGCAGCAGAGGCUCACCAGCUCAUGGAAAGCAGUAACCAUAUCGGGAAGAUACUGCUUGUUCCAUGAAUAAAACCAAUCCUUUAGAUCAUUAUAUUCUUCCCAGGAUGUUCAAAUACUUUGGUGAGAAUUUCAUAUGGAUAUAUAAUUGGUCAAAGUUGAGUUCUUGUAUGAAUAAUGUCGAGAGACACUGUAAGAUUUGUGGAAUUGCUUGAUUUACAUAUGGACAUGGAAGAAGACCGCUCUGAUUGAUUGAUAUUUGGUGUAAAGCACGAACUAGACCCAUGAAAAGGGAUGAAACGCAUUUUGAGAUGAUAAUAAACUGUUUACUUCUGAGUGGUUUCUAUUUUUCCA